AUGCCACAAGAAUUCAAGAAAGCUUAUCAAACAGUCGACCCAGCAGGACAUGGAAUUCCAACUGAAGGCUUGAAUGACAGAGCGAUGGGCCAACGUGCAGCAGGAAUUGCUGGAACUACUUCAUCCACUACUGAUCAACCUGGUCCCCUUGACGAUAGAACUCACGAAGACAAGUAUGCGGAUGCACAAGCCACUGCUCAAGUAAACAAAGGUGGUAACAACGUUGAGCCAACGCCACAACAACAACGUGAUAUUGAAGCAAUGAAUGAACGAAUUUUUAAUGUUUAA
Wallemia mellicola CBS 633.66 is the source of this 288-nucleotide messenger RNA. RefSeq lists its product as hypothetical. The coding region runs from base 1 to 288 and encodes 95 amino acids. NCBI's taxonomy places the organism in Eukaryota, Fungi, Basidiomycota, Wallemiomycetes, Wallemiales, Wallemiaceae. The transcript has 2 exons. The record is from RefSeq and is a predicted model, not a curated record.